Molecule: messenger RNA, 825 nt
Organism: Didymodactylos carnosus
Lineage: Eukaryota; Metazoa; Rotifera; Eurotatoria; Philodinida; Philodinidae
Source: the annotation of a GenBank genome assembly
AUGUCCCAAGUAAGUGCUCCGAAUCUUCAAGUGAUUGCAACUGACCGUGUCGCACUUGUUACUGGCGCAGCUAGAGGUAUUGGUCGUGCCAUUGCACUACGUCUAGCUGCUGAUGGCUUUCAUGUAGCUUUGAAUGAUCUCUCAAAAAUGUCAAAUGAACUUGAAAAAGUCAAAUCGGAAAUUGAAUCAGGUUUUAGUAAUAUUAGGUCUUGUAUUAUUUUCGCUGAUGUUUCAAAACAAAAUGAAGUAUGUGAAAUGGUUAAUAAAACAGUUCAAGAACUUGGACGACUUGAUGUUAUGGUUGCUAAUGCUGGUAUACAAUGUACAAGUCCAUUUUUGGAAGCAACAGAAGAAGAUUUUGAUCGAAUUCUGAAUGUCAACGCUAAAAGUGUUUUCUUUUGCUAUCAAGAAGCUGCCAAACAGAUGAUCAAACAAGGUCAUGGUGGAAAAUUAAUUGGAGCAUCUAGUCUCAGUGCACAUCGACCUUUCAAGCUCGGUUCAUUAUAUGCGAUAUCAAAAUGGGCUGUUCGAGGGAUGACACAAGCAGCUGCGUUAGAACUAGCAAAACAUAAGAUUAAUGUCAAUUGUUAUUGUCCCGGGGCGAUUGAUACAGACAUGUUUCAUGACGGUAGUCAGGCAAUUGCUGAACAAACAGGUGUAAAACAAGAUGAUAUACAACGUAGAAUUGUACAUCAGUGGACAGCUAUGGAACGGAUGGGACAACCUGAUGAUGUUGCUCAAUGUAUUAGUUUCUUGGCAAGCCAAAAUUCUAAUUUUGUUACUGGACAAAGUCUACUCAUUGAUGGUGGAAUACAUUAUACUUAG